CCUCGGAGCUGAACUACAUGUCCCAUGCUCCUCUGCCAAAGAAACGGACAGUCAUGUGGAUGGAAACAGGAGUGGGCAUCCGCUGCGCUGCAAGAAGAAGAAACUUCGAGGAAAGAUGCACGAAGAGGAGGAUGGCAGCGAGGCGCACUCCUGCACGGCUUCGCGAUUCGUGAACUCCAGGUCCGUGGAUGUGGCCGACAUCGAGGGAGCGAAGGAGCAGGCCUCCAAGCUGUGCGGCUACUUGAACAAACUGUCCGGCAAGGGGCCCUUGAGGGGCUACAAGCCGAAGUGGUUUGUGUAUGAUCCAAGGAAAUGCUAUUUGUAUUACUUCAAGUCUCCCCAGGAUGCCCUGCCGCUCGGACACAUCGAAAUAUGCGAUGCGUGUUUCAGCUACGAUUUGGACGGGGAAGAGGGUCAGUUUGAGAUCCGCACGGCCGACAAAGAAUUUCUGCUUAAGGCUCCCAGUAAGCAGGUGAUGCACUACUGGCUGCAGCAGUUGCAGCAGAAACGUUGGGAGUACAGUAACAUGCGAGGCACUGGUCAGAGAGACAGCUGGAGCUCCCCGACGCUGGCCUAUCCUCACACCGGCCUUGUAGGCAAAGAUAAUGAUGCUUUCAGCUUUGAGAAACCAUGUGAAACCAUGGAGAAGGUCCGCAGUGAUUUUUCCAUGGACGACGAAACGGAGGGCGCUGGAAUGGUGGGAGCCCAGACAGCCAGAGGGCCCUCCACGAACCCCCUCAAUUUCUCCCUGAAAAACUUUGGCACGGAGCUCAGGAACUCCAUGUCUCACCUGCGUGGGGGACGACGCAGCGUGUUUUACACCAGCAACAGUCCCUCGGAGGACUGGGAGCUCGUGGAUCCGCCAAAGGACUUUACUGAACAGAAACAUCAUCCGGACACACACAGACAUUCCUUUGGAUCGGCGUUUACCUUUGAUUUUGUGCGCAACCCCUCGCGGCCUAAGAAGCUUUUGCUGGGCUCUGGAAAGUUAGGCCGCAGUGCCGAAAGCUCGCCGGUGGAAUGUAACGGCAGCAAGUCUUUGGAAAUGCAGCUUCGCCUCCAGAGCCAGCAGCAGCAGGAAGAACUGAGUCGCUUGCAGCAGGAAGAGGCUAAACUCAAGGAAGAGCUGGCCACCCAGAAGGAGCUGGUAAGGCUACUGCAGCAGACUUUAAGGACCUCCCAGAGUGAAAGGCCCGCCGGGUGCCGUCCAGCCCCGUCUCCAGAUUCGUCAGCAGCCUCAGACCAGACCCGAACUUCAGUACCAACUCGGGAAGAAGUUGCCCAGCUGGAGGAUCUGCUUAAGGAACGAGAUGGUCAGAUUCAGUCCAUGUGCGGUCACAUGGAGCGUCUCGCCCUGGAGAAGGAGAGUCUGCAAAAAGAGCUGAAGAGCCUGAAACUUAAGGUGGGGGAGAUAAACGACCAGCUUGGAAUGAUGAUGGAGACCAUCCAGGCGAAGGAUGAGAUCAUCAUGAAGCUGUCACAGGAAAACUCUGAGCACAGCGGAAAUGCAAACGACGCUGGCUCACCACCACCUCACAAAGAGCUGCAGGAGCUGACCAUCCUCAAGGACAGUCUUCAAGGCUACAAAUCCCAGAACAAGUUCCUGAACAAAGAGAUCCUGGAGCUGACGGUGUUGCGCAGAAAUGCAGAGAGUCGAGAAAAGGCUUUAGAAGCAAAGUGUACCGCGCUUGAGGCCAAGCUGUGUCAGGUGGAGAGUAAGUACUUGGUUCUGCUUCAAGAGGUGAAGAACCCGGUAUGCUCGUCUUCAGAGCAGAGCCCAGCCCGGGAGGUCAUCUCCAGAUUGUUAGAAGAUGCACUGCAGGGCGAGAACACAGACCAGCAGGAGCACACGAUCUUCAAACCAAACACUGUCAGCGAGUAUGACGUGUUCGGCUUCAAGACCGUCCCCGAGGAGGAGGAAGAGGAGGAGAAGCUGAUCGCAAAGGUGAGGGCCUUGGAGCUGAAGUCCCUGUCCAUGACGGAUCAGGAGGUUUCCGUCGGGGUCAAGUGGGAGAACUUUCUGGCCAGCACCAUGAACAGAGACCUGGUUCACUCCCCUGAGCUAAAGGCCCUGAUUCGUUGCGGCGUGCCACAUGGGCACCGCUCCAAGUUGUGGCGCUGGUGUGUUUCUUUCCACGUGAAGAAGUUUCGUGACCACUUGCCCCCAGACUAUUAUGACACCUUAUUAAACGUAGCAAGGGAGAAGCCCAACCCGGCCUCGAAGCAGAUCGAGUUGGACUUGCUGCGCACUUUGCCCAACAACAAGCACUAUGCCUCUCCGAGUGCAGGUGGAAUCCAAAAACUCAGGAACGUCCUGCUGGCUUUCUCAUGGAGGAAUCCAGAUAUCGGCUACUGUCAAGGACUGAACAGGCUGGCAGCAAUUGCCUUGCUCUAUUUAGAUCAAGAGGAUGCUUUUUGGACCCUUAUAGCUAUUGUGGAGGUCUUCAUGCCAAGAGACUAUUACACCAAGACUCUCCUUGGCUCACAGGUUGACCAGCGUGUGUUCAAGGAUCUGAUGAGCGAGAAGCUACCGCGGCUACACGCCCACUUUGAGCAGCACAAAGUCGAUUUUUCCCUCAUUACGUUUAACUGGUUCCUGGUGGUGUUUGUGGACAGUGUGGUGAGCGACAUCCUCUUCAAGAUCUGGGAUGCGUUUCUGUUUGAAGGACCAAAGAUCAUAUUCCGCUUUGCUCUCGCGCUCUUCAAGUACAAAGAAGAGGAGUUUUUGAAGUUGCAGGACUCCACGGCCAUCUUCAAAUAUCUCAGAUAUUUCACACGCACAAUCCUGGAUUCAAGGAAGCUGAUGAGCAUUGCCUUUGUGGACAUGAACCCAUUCCCCAUGAGGCAAAUCCACAAUCGGCGCGCCUUCCACCUGGAGAAAGUCCGUCUCGAGCUGACGGAGCUGGAAGCGAUCCGACAGACCUUCCUCAGGGAGCGAGAGACGAGGCAGGAUAGAAGGAGCUUUGUCAGCGACGACGAGGAGGAAAACUGACCUCGGGCCUGUCGCAUUUCUAGGCUGAGUGGCUAAAGCACGGAGACAAAGAGAUCAUCUCCGCAGAGCGCUGCUGUUCUGCAGUGAUGAACGGAGCGCUUUCCCCACACCUAAUCGUUGGAGUUGAUCUCUGCAUCAGAGCUGGAUCUAUUAACUUUAUACACUUUAAGCAACAACCACAUCAAAAGAACAAAAUGUCACAAGCCCGAAAGGGCCUAUCAGUAUUAUCAGUAUUCCUGCCAUUUCUUUUUUAUUAAAUCUCAUAAAUCCUCUGUUUCCUGUAUGCCAGGGGUGGGCACCGAGGGCCGGUGUCCCUGCAGGUUUUACAUGUGUCCUUGAACCAACACAGCUGAUUUAAAUGGCUAAAUUAUCUCCUCAACAUGUCCUGAUGUUCUCCAGAGGCCUGGUAACGAACUAAUCAUGUGAUUCAGGUGUGUUGACCCAAGGUGAGAUCUAAAACCUGCAGGGACACCGGCCCUCGGGGCCUGGAAUUGCCCACCCCUGCUGUAUGCUUACGUGUUCAUGCAAUGGCCAAAACAACCUGCAGCACAAAUCAGUAUUUUCAAACAAACGGCUGUGACCCAUUUCCUUUUUAUAGCUGACUUUUAAAUGUGUUGAAAGAAUUAUUGUGUCAUUCAUUUGUGCUGUCAUCUUCUACACGCUCACAAUUUAUUCCUCCACUAAAUACCACUCAGACGUGCGUGCACACAAAUCACUUAUGCUGAAAUGAAAAUGUUGCUGAAACUUAAGUCUUAAGGCCUUCAAGCGUUCAUGUAACAUUUCCAGUUGUAUUUUCCUUCAAGGGAUGCGUCAAAAGCCACAUUUCCAUGGUAUUAUCAGUUCUAGAAAGAGCAUCUGGAACUUGCUGAGCAGCAGUGCACUUGUGUUUCUACAAGCCAUCAAACUUAUGUGAGCCAGUAUUGUCUGUUUUUUAAGCAUUAUUAGUUUGUUUUUAUUUGGGAGGUUUUUAUUGGCUAUCGAUUUUGCUAUUCAUGUUGUUUAAAGUAGUUUAGGAACUGUUCACAUUCUCACAAAGACGUAUCUAUAAAGUCCAAACUGUAUUGCACUGGAUUUAAUCAGUAGAGUAUCUGAUAUUGGCAUGAUCGGUUAAUCCAUUCACACUGUUGUGGCUUACGCAGUUUUUGCAUGCUCUUGGCUUUUCUGUGUUUGUGUUACAUGUUUAAAUGGUCCAGUUUCCUUGUGCGCAAUUUGUUUUUGAGAUUUUUCUGAGCCCAAACCGCUGGUGUAAAUGCUGAUUGUAAUUGCAUUUGUUGUCCUCGGUGUGGCAGUGUGACAUUGGUUUACGUGGUGUUUACGCUUGGCUCGCAGGUACCCUCCUCGCAGUUUGACUGCACUCGAAGUGGCUGUAAAGUCAUGAUGAUUGUUGUAUUAAAAGAAAAAAAAUGGAAAUAUGAUGUUAAAUAUAUGAGGGAAGCUUUUCACCGUAUUGCCAAAUAUUUCUGCCAUUUUCAUAAUCAGGUACUUUAAAGUUUCCUCUUCACUGGGAUCUCCUGUUUCCUACAGCAGCUUGGAGGAAAGCUGAUAUUCCAAGCUUCAAACGCUGUUUAUAUUUGAUCAAUCAGUUAAGUGAAACUUUUCAGUCUGCUUAAAUGGGAUUUUGUGCACUGAUGUGUUGUUUACACCCUGUUCCAGUUUUAGUUUUAGAUUGCCUUGAGGUGUUUACAGAAAAGAGAGAUCUGCUGUCAGUUGCAGCUUUGUCAGCUGUUCCCAUCCCCAGCGAUCACCUGAUCCAAUGAACAAAUGGCAACAAAAAAAUUAUUUUGAUGAUGGAAACAAAUAAAAAAGAGGCAUAUAUUUGUAUUUCUUCCUUUGUGAGAGCAGGUCUCUCACAAAGAUCUUGAUUGGUUUACAGUUAAACUUGCUUUUUUAAUAUAUAAAUGUCCACACAUUGUCAGAAGGCUCAUACAGUAAGUUUUUAUGUUUACUCGGUUUCUCUUUUAAGGCUAGUCCCCCCCCCCCCCUCACAGAAUAAGCUACAUUUAAAAGAGUCUUCUCUUUAUUUUCCCUUUACUUUGUUUCUUUUUCUGUGUGUUGCUUUUCGCAGAAUUGUAUUGCACUAUUUUAUUGGUAGUAUGACUUCCGAAUACUAUAUCAGCACUUCACCUUUUUGUAUGCAUAUCUCUCAUCUUGCUCAUUGUUAAUCUGUUUCACCCAAUGAUGCAAAAAAAGUUUGUAAUAUUAGUUCAAUAAACAAUUUUCUGGCUGAA
Molecule: messenger RNA, 5220 nt
Organism: Oreochromis aureus
Lineage: Eukaryota; Metazoa; Chordata; Actinopteri; Cichliformes; Cichlidae
Gene: tbc1d2b
Product: TBC1 domain family, member 2B
Exons: 13
Coding region: 116-2992 (958 amino acids)
Source: RefSeq, a predicted model, not a curated record